This is a messenger RNA of Rana temporaria (common frog), 453 nucleotides long. Its product is annotated as ubiquitin carboxyl-terminal hydrolase 5-like. The record is from RefSeq and is a predicted model, not a curated record. The coding region runs from base 103 to 438 and encodes 111 amino acids. NCBI's taxonomy places the organism in Eukaryota, Metazoa, Chordata, Amphibia, Anura, Ranidae. The transcript has 3 exons.
AGACCAGUCACCAUCGAGUGUGAUCAGCGGGAGGGACAGACCGUCACCGGAAGCGGAAACGGGGAGAGAGAGAGAAGCUGUAAGACUGCGGGAGCCGGAGUCAUGGUGGACGUGAAAGAUGCGCUGCUAUCGGUGCUGCCGAGUAUUCGUCUCCCCCGGGCGGGAGAUCGGGUCCACAAAGACGAGUGCGCGCUCUCCUUCCAGACCCCGGAAUCGGAGGGCGGUCUGUACAUUUGUAUGAACACUUUCCUGGGAUACGGCAGAUCUUAUGUAGAACGACAUUACAACAAAACCGGCCAGAGGGCGUACCUCCACGUCAAGAAAACCCUCAAACCGAAAUCUGAUGACUCCAACGCCGCCACCGGGGACCCCCCCCGCAAGAAACCCACCCGGCUCGCCAUCGGUAAGAUUUCCUUCCUCUGUGGUCUUCAUAUAUAAAACCAGUUUGUUUUA